AUGAGAACAAAAAAAAAAAUGAGGAGGCCUCAUGUGGUAGUCAUACCUUACCCGGAACAAGGCCAUGUUCUUCCAUUAAUGAUCUUAUCACAGUACCUUGCAAAACAUGGCAUCCAAAUCACAUUCAUCAACACAGAGCACAACAACGCUCGUAUCAUCGACUCCAUGAACGAGAACCGUUAUUCCCUCGGAGAUCGGAUCAGGCUCGUUUCGAUUCCCGACGGUCUCGAAGAUUCCCCGGAAGACAGGAACAUCCCGGGGAAGUUGUCCGAAUCAGUUCUGCGUCUGAUGCCCGCGAAAGUUGAGGAACUGAUCGAGAAGAUGGUUACGGUUGGGUCAAAACGCGGCAGCGAUUCCAUCAGCUGCGUUUUGGCUGAUCAGAGCAUUGGAUGGGCCUUGGAAGUUGCGGCCAAGUUUGGAAUAAAACGCGCCGCGUUUUGCCCAGCUGCGGCUGCGUCUAUGGUUUUGGGGCUCAGCAUUCAGAAACUGGUCGAAGAUGGGGUCAUCGACCUUGAUGGAAAUCCGAAGGUAGACAAGAGAAUAAGGCUAAGUCCGGGCAUGCCGGAGAUGGAGACGUCGAAGUUCGUGUGGGUUUGUCUGAAGAACAAACACUCUCAGAGUAACAUCUUUCAGCUUCUCCUUCGCAACUCCAAAUCUCUCGUCUUGGCUGAUUGGUUGUUGUGCAACUCCGUGUACGAGCUCGAGUCUGCUGCGUUUGGUAUGGGCCCGCAUAUUAAGCCCAUUGGGCCCAUUAGUUCAACCCAUUCGGUUGAAGAGGACGCCACGUCAGCAGGGAGUUUCUGGGCAGAGGACCGAGAGUGUUUGGAUUGGUUGGACCGGGAGGAACCCGGUUCGGUUAUUUAUGUGGCUUUCGGGAGUUUUGGGCUUAUGGGCCGGUCUCAGUUGGUAGAGUUAGCCAUGGGCCUCGAGCUCACCCACAGGCCGGUCUUGUGGGUAACCGGCUGCGACCAAACCGAGGAACUCGCCGUGACACGAGCCAAGGUAGUGAGAUGGGCCCCACAAAGAGAGGUCCUGGGCCACCGAGCGAUCGGAUGUUUCGUGAGCCAUUGCGGAUGGAACUCGACCAUGGAAGGAACCGCAAACGGCGUCCCGUUCUUGUGUCGGCCCGUCUUCGCCGACCAGUUCAUAAACAUGACGUACAUCUGCGACGAGUGGAAGACCGGUUUAGCCUUCGAGAGAGGCAUGGUUUCGAGGUCGGAAGUGAAGAAGAAGGUCGAUGAAGUUAUGGGAAAUGGAAUGUACAAGAAAAGGGCGAUGGAGGUUAAGGAGAUUGCCAUGAAAAGUUUUGGAGAAGGUGGCAAGUCUCGUGAAAAUCUCAACAACUUUGUUGCAUGGAUCAAGGAAUGUACUUGAUGACCAUAUAUGUUACUGGUCUUACUUUGCCAUAAAUUCUUAAUAUCUGCAUAUAUAUAUAUAUACAUACAUAUAUAUAUAUAUAUAUUAUUUUGUUCACAAACGGAAAUAAGGGAAUAUAAGCAGCCGCCAAUAAAAAGGAAUCUUGUGGU
This is a messenger RNA of Tarenaya hassleriana, 1526 nucleotides long. RefSeq names its product UDP-glycosyltransferase 83A1. Lineage: Eukaryota; Viridiplantae; Streptophyta; Magnoliopsida; Brassicales; Cleomaceae. Bases 1 to 1374 code for a protein of 457 amino acids. The record is from RefSeq and is a predicted model, not a curated record. The transcript is spliced from 4 exons. Gene Ontology annotation, molecular function: UDP-glycosyltransferase activity.